CGUCUCCCACCUCUCAUGUCUCUUUUAGUCGCUUGGCAAUUAAAGGAGAAGCGUGUCCUCAUCGUCGGCGGCGGUGAGAUCGCCUCUCAGCGUAUAGAUUCCAUCCUUGUAACCGAUGCGAGUAUUGUCGUUAUCGCUCCGGAACACGGCCUCAACUCUCGUGCAAGGCAACUCAUCGCCUGCCACCCUGCUUGUAUCACUCACCAUGACCGACUUUUCCUCGGGCCUUCCGAGCUGCAUAAUAUAGAUAUGGUUCUCACUGCUCUUGACGAUCCCGAACGCUCGCGCGAGAUUGUCCUCAUGUGUCGUGAUGCUCGCAUUCCGGUCAACGCUGCAGACAUACCCGAUCUCUGUGACUUUUAUUUUGGGGCACAAAUCCGCGAUGGCCCAUUACAGAUCAUGAUUUCAACGAAUGGGAACGGUCCAAGGUUGGCUAGUCGGAUAAAGGAAAGGUUGCAGCGAGCCCUUUCUGGGGCUGAGGGCGAGGCGAUCACACGGGUUGGCCGAUUGAGAAACCUGCUCAAACAGAAGGCGCCAGGCAUUGGCGGUGACUUGGGUCGGAGGCGGAUGAGAUGGAUGACGCGACUCUGCAAUGAAUGGGAGCUGGAAGACUUUGCCCAGCUCGAUGACGCCAUGAUGAAGAGGUUGCUUGAAGAAGGAUGGGAAAACGAUCGCACCCCUUCCUUACAGGAUGUUGGGGGA
Messenger RNA from Laccaria bicolor S238N-H82, 702 nucleotides. RefSeq lists its product as uncharacterized. The transcript has a single exon. The annotation marks the transcript as partial. Gene Ontology annotation, molecular function: precorrin-2 dehydrogenase activity; protoporphyrin ferrochelatase activity. The record is from RefSeq and is a predicted model, not a curated record. Gene Ontology annotation, biological process: siroheme biosynthetic process. NCBI's taxonomy places the organism in Eukaryota, Fungi, Basidiomycota, Agaricomycetes, Agaricales, Hydnangiaceae.